Molecule: messenger RNA, 1287 nt
Organism: Papaver somniferum (opium poppy)
Lineage: Eukaryota; Viridiplantae; Streptophyta; Magnoliopsida; Ranunculales; Papaveraceae
Exons: 1
Coding region: 1-1287 (428 amino acids)
Molecular function (GO): protein dimerization activity
Source: RefSeq, a predicted model, not a curated record
AUGCGAGGUGAGUAUAAUGGUCUAAAGGCACUGAUUUUGAAAGAUAAUGACUGCGCGUAUUUUGUCCACUGCUUUGCUCAUCAACUGCAUCUUGAUGUUGUGGCUGUGGAAAAAAAACAUACAUAUGUAGAAGAACUUUAUGUCGUAAUGAGUUACUUGGUGAAUGUGGUAGCUGGAUCAGCCAAACGUCAAGAUAUGCUUCGUGAGAAGCAAGCUGAGGCGGUCUUUGAGGCACUAUGUAGUGGUGAGAUAUUAACUGGGCGAGGCCUUAAUCAAGAAAGUACUCUUAAACGAGCUGGUGACACGCGUUGGGGUUCGCAUAACAAUACGAUAGUAAGCCUGAUUAAUAUAUUCUCAUAUGUUAUAACACUUUUGGAAGAUUUAGCAGUGGAUUCUGAUAAGAAAUUUGAAGCUAAGGUUCUCCUAGAUUCUUUGCAAAAUUUCAAUUUUAUUUUCAGCUUGCACUUGAUGAAAAAGAUUUUGGGAAUUACAAAUGAUCUGUCAAAGGCAUUGCAGAGAAAUGAUCAAGACAUUGUCAAUGCUAUGAAAUUAGUUACAGUAUGCAGGGAACGCAUCCAGAUAAUGAGAGAUAAGGAAUGGGAUUCAUUGUUGUCAGAAGUAUCCUCUUUUUGUGCAAGGCACCGCAUCAAAGUUCCUGAUAUGAAUGAUGUGUUCCAACGGGAGGGUCGACCAAGGCGUAAUACUCAAGAGGUAAAUAAUUUGUAUCAUUAUCAAGUUAAGUAUUUAUACACAGUCAUAGAUAUGCAACUUCAAGAACUAAACAAUCGCUUCACCGAGACGAACACUGAAUUACUUCUUUCGGUGGCAUGCUUAAGUCCAAGAGACUCAUUCUCUGGAUUUGACAAAGAUAAACUGAUUCAUUUUGCUCGAUUUUACCCAAGAGAUUUUUCUCCUACUCAACUUGUGUUACUAGAAGAUCAACUACUAAAUUAUAUUGCGGAUGUAAGGUCCAGCAAUGACUUUUCAGAAUUGAAUGGAAUUACUGAUCUCGCAAUCAAAAUGGUAGAUACUAAAAAGGAUGAAGUGUACCCUUUGGUUUACUUACUUCUCACAUUAGCAUUACUUCUACCAGUUGCUACUGCCACCGUAGAAAGGGUGUUUUCUGCUAUGAAAAUUGUAAAGAAUCGCUUGCGUAAUCGAUUGGGGGACGAAUGGAUGAAUGACAUUUUGAUUGGCUACAUUGAGAGACACUUAUUCGAUCUGAUCGGAGAUGAUAUUUUCAUGAAAAGGUUUCAGAAUAUGUGCAGUCGUCGCGGGCAGACAUAG